This is a messenger RNA of Mizuhopecten yessoensis (Yesso scallop), 2791 nucleotides long. RefSeq names its product myb-like protein X. The transcript has 6 exons. The coding region runs from base 102 to 2663 and encodes 853 amino acids. NCBI's taxonomy places the organism in Eukaryota, Metazoa, Mollusca, Bivalvia, Pectinida, Pectinidae. The record is from RefSeq and is a predicted model, not a curated record.
GAGCUCUCCCGUGUUUUUAGUAAGAAGAUGGCGGUAAAAUAUAAAUGAUUUGCGUAAAAUUAGUCUGGUUGCCCUAGUGAUAAUUGAGCAAAUUAUUCAAUAUGUUUCAAGAUGAUGGACAAGAUGAGUAUAUGGUGCAGCAGAAGGUCAGCUAUCGUAUGUAUGAGCAGGAACAGAAAGUAUUGCUUAGGUCCCGCUAUCCAUUUCUCUCCCCUGUACAGAUUAGCCGUAAGGUCAAGGACAGUUGGAACAGAUUGAAGCAGGAGGCUAAACAGUUCUAUACCAAAUCUGUCCUAGUAAAAACUCCAACCAAAGAUCUGACCAAGGUGACAGCAAAAUCAAAGCAAAAGAGACAGAAAGUAAGAGGCAGGCUUGAUGUUAAUCAAAGAGAAAUCUGUGAUCAAAUUGGUUGUGAAAAUGAUUCAAUGGAAUUACCCUAUCAGAUGAGCUUGCUCACUUCACCAGUUGAUGGCAGACUACAGAAUGAUGAUUCUGCGUACAGGAGUGACUUUUACAGUUCUCCAGGGGUCUCUCCCAACAUUAGUGCUGGCAUCAGGCAUGAUACAUCCUGUCCCAAAUUGUUUGAAAGUCCUAACUCAGAAUCUUCACCUCAUCAGAAGUUUGAUAUGUUCACACAGAAGAACUACACCAAAAGCAAGCUGCCUCUCAAGGCCCCAAAUAUCAUUCAGGAUGAGCAUUCUACUCAGGGUAUCCUUAAAAGAAGCAGGACUGAUGUCACUCCUAAAACAAAGGUUAAGGGGCGAGUCAGCUUCUCCACUGACAAAAAUGAGAAAUUCCAACAGAUACAGGAUUACAACGAUAUAGACAACAGCCAAGAUGACGACUCUGAAGAUGAAUACAAUGCUAUGCUUAUCAGACGUGCAGAUGACUCCUACAACUUUGAUGACAUUGAUGACCACAAUAUGAUUGUGGAGGAAGACAGACAAGGGGAGUUAAUUAGCAGUUAUCGGAAUAAACACUUCAAUGAGGAGACAAGAACAAGAGACAGAGAUGUAUUGAAGUUUGACACAAGUUUGGACAAAAGGAAGAAAAUAGUAGGCACAAAGAAAAUAAAAGAACAACCAGAUAAGACACAACUUCGAAAGGAGAGCCUCAUGGAAACAGUAGAAGGAAAGAAUAUAUUGAAACCAACAAAUUCAGGAAAUAUUAUAAGAGAAAAGAAGAAGAGAGGAGUGGCAGGAAACUGUUCAGAAAAAGCAAGAAAGCAACUACCAGUCAAUUAUGGAGACGUAAGGGGGAAGAAAGAAAAACUGCCUGAUGGAGCAAAAGGAAGGAGACGAAAUUUUUCUGAUGAGAAAACAGAAACUGAUAAUCAGUCACAUUACAGCUUACAUGAGAACAGUCCAUCAAUUGACAAAGGUCAUAAAAAUAGCCUAUUAAAUGACAGUGGUGAUGGUAACAGCCAAUCAAAUGACAGUGCUAAUGGUAACAGCCAAUCAAAUGACAGUGCUAAUAGUUACAACCAAUCCAAUGACUGUUCUAAUGACAGCAGUCAAUCAAAUUACAUUGCUAGUGACAACAGCCAAAGUUCAGUCCAUGACAUGAGGUCUCCUAUUCUGGAAUCGAGAAAGACAAGGUCCUCAAUGAGAACCAAACAAAAUAAAAAAGAGACUGAAGUCCAAUCUCUUUCCUUCACCAAGAAAGAGUCGAGAACAGGACUGAAACCUCACUCUGUUACCAUGGUAACGGAGGACUAUGACUCGACACCUGUACAGAGGGAGGAGACAAAGUAUAUCACACCACAGAUGAAUGAGAGUGUCCACACACACAACCUUCGUGAGGCAUCAAAAAUACCCAGAAAGGCACGGCGAUCCUCAUGUCGUGAGGAGGAUUUGGGUACAAAGCCGUCUGAUAACAACUUGGACAGAUCAUCCAAACUUAAAAAACAGAAGCGUAGAUCAUCCAGAAGACUUGCUGGAGAGGAAGAGGCCUAUACAGAAGAAAAAGAAUUGCAAGAUGUUUCAGAUAGAUUCAUGACAAGUGGGAAGAAAGAGGAGAAUGUGUUGCCACCAUUUGUAGAUGCUUCUGGGGAUGCAAAGGUACCUGAAAGCCCAUCAGACCAAAGGAGAUCCUUGAAGAACAAGACAAAACAGGCCAUUCAACCUUGCAAAGGAAAAUAUUACAAUUCAGCAAAGUAUUGUGACAAUGAUGAGGACAUCACAAAACUCUCUGACCACUCCGGUUCUGACUCCUGGACAAUAAUGGAUGAAGAAUAUAAUUCAGAAGUCCUUCUCUCAGAGGAUGAGAAUGACACCCAUGCUACUGGACAAUCUGAUGCAAGUAAGGCAUUAGUACAGGCAUUGCACAGGAUGAAACAGGUAUUGGCUGAUGAGGACACUUCGGAUGAAAGGUCAUCUCCAAAGCUGUUAUCACCGGCUCUCUCUGGUAUCAGCCAGAUGUCGAGUGUGUCAUCUGAUUCCUCUGCGGCAAAUUCUCAGCCUACAUCUGGACAAGGACCCAGUACACAGGGAUCGGUGUCUGCAGACAAGACUGUGACCCAGGGUCUGUGUGAUAUGUUUGGGGACAUGACUCCACCUCAAAAACGGACAUCCCGACACACCAGAAGGUUGCUGGCCAGUUCUAACAGAGAAACAGGAAGUAACUUUGCACAACUGUUCAAGACUCAAAACAUCUUCUACUGAAUUAUUUAAGGCCAGACAUCUGCUGAACAGUUCUAGACCAAAGACAUCUACUGAACAGUUCUAGACCAAAGACAUCUACUGAACAGUUCAGGACCAAGGACAUCUACUGAACUGUUCUAGACCAAAGA